Molecule: messenger RNA, 3201 nt
Organism: Lycium barbarum (goji berry)
Lineage: Eukaryota; Viridiplantae; Streptophyta; Magnoliopsida; Solanales; Solanaceae
Exons: 6
Coding region: 1-3201 (1066 amino acids)
Molecular function (GO): nucleic acid binding
Source: RefSeq, a predicted model, not a curated record
AUGUCGUAUAAAGUCAACCCAAAUGCAAGAAGUUUUGACCCCACUUUCAGGUGCGAGUAUCAUUCUAACGCUCAGGGUCAUAGCACAAAAAAUUGUUUUACUUUGAAGAGAGCCAUUGAGAAGCUAAUUGAUGACAAAGCAAUUGUAAUACAUGACGAAGAGGCUCCGAAUGUCACCAACAACCCACUUCCUCCUCACAACAAUGCUCAUGUUGUUGGGAUGAUCUGUGACGAUAAGGAAUACAAGCAAACAGGAAAAACAAUAAUGGAAAUUGACACCUUAAAAGAAGGGUUGGGUAUGGUGACAAAGUCUGCACAAGAAGCACCGUUGUGUGUAAAAGGUGCAAGUUCUAAUGCGAAUCUCAAAGGCUCGGGGAAGUUGAUAUUGUUUGGUCAAAACCAGAAUGGUUUAAGAAAGAUGACAGAACCAAUUGUGAUAAAGCACAUGACACAAAUUCUAGUGACAAACAUAAAAACUGUCCCAUGGAACUACAACAAAACCACUGUGACUUACAAGGGCAAGGAGAUUGGUGAAGAAAUAGACGAAACCGGUGGCUUAACGCGUUCUGGAAGGUGUUAUGCUCCAGAAGAACUAAGGAGAGCCAAACAAGCCAGGGAUAGCCAAUUUCCGGUGAAAAAACCUAUCACUGAAGAACAAGCUGAAAAGUUCAUGAAGAAGAUGAAAGUCCAGGAUUACUCUAUUGUUGAUCAUUUGAGAAAAACUCCUGCUCAGAUUUCAUUGCUAUCUUUGCUCAUACAUUCUAAAGAGCACUGUCAAGCAUUGAUUAGAAUUCUGAAUGAGGCACAUGUUUCAGACAAAACAACUGUAAGUCACCUGGAAAAGAUGGCCAAUAGAAUAUUUGAGGUGAAUAGAAUCACUUUCACCGACGAUGAGUUGCCUGUGGAAGGAACUGGACAUAAUAAGGCUUUGCAUUUAACUGUCAAAUGUGAAGAACAUUAUGUGAAAAGAGUCAUGAUUGAUGGAGGCUCAGGUGUGGACAUCUGCCCCCUUUUUACUUUGCAGAGUUUGAAAAUCAGCACAGAUAGAAUUCGUACUAACAAUCCAUGGAUCCAUGCAGCCAGAGCGGUGCCAUCUACUUUACACCAAGUGGUCAAGUUUGAAUAUGAGAAACAAGAAAUUAUUGUUCACGGUGAAGAUGAUCUUUUAAUAUAUAGAGACCCUUCUGUCCCAUGUGUUGAGGCCAAGGAAGGUUGUGAAUCCCUCAUAUUUCAGACCUUUGAAAUAGUGGCAGCUGAUCAGUUUAUGGAAGGGAAGCCUAUCUUAGAGCCUCGUCUAUCCUCUACUUCAGUCAUGGUGGCUACACAAAUGCUGCAAAAUGGUUAUGAGCCAGGAAAGGGUUUGGGGGUGUCAUUGCAAGGAAUUGUUGACCCUAUCUCUCCAUUUGGUAAUCAAGAUACUUUUGGUUUGGGUUUUAGGCCAACUAAUGCUGACAGAAAAUGGGCAAAAGAGCAGAAAAAUAAGAUUGGUGAAGGCCCUAAUCAUGCAGAUGUGCAACGUAUUGGCCUAGAAGUCGAGCUCGCCAACUGGGAAGCUACUCCUCUCCCCACAAAGAAGGAGUCUUGUUUCGUUAACGCCGACUUUAAUAACAUGACAUGCAUGCGGAAUUCACGUCCAGAUCUUAAAGAGCUGUCUAAUCUCGAAAUAAUGAAUCAAGAGGUUGACGAAUAUGAUGAAGAAGAGGCUUUUGAAGAAAUAAAAAGGGAACUAGAUCAAUUUGAGAAUAAGCCUAAGCCUAAUCUAAAUGAAACCGAGUCUUAUGAUGACAUGCCAGGUUUGAGCGUUGAUCUGGUAGUGCACAAACUUCCUACAUACCCUGAUUUCCCACCAGUCCAACAAAAGCAAAGAAAAUUUAAGAAAGAGGUGAGUGAUAAGAUUAAAGAGGAAAUCAUGAAGCAAUUGAGUGCAAAUGUGAUCAGGGUCGUCCGAUUUACUACAUGGCUAGCAAAUGUUGUGCCCGUACCAAAAAAAGAUGGGAAAACCAGAGUUUGUGUUGACUAUAGAGACUUGAACAAAGCUAGUCCAAAGGACAACUUUCCUUUGCCUAACAUCCACAUUCUUGUUGACAAUUGUCCCAAACACGAGAUUCAAUCUUUUAUGGAUUGUUAUGCUGGGUAUCACCAAAUUUUGAUGGACGAAGAGGAUGCAGAAAAGACCGCCUUCACCACCCCAUGGGGUACUUACUGUUACAGGGUUAUGCCAUUUGGCUUGAAGAACGCAGGGGCAACUUACAUGAGAGCUAUGACUACUAUCUUGCAUGACAUGAUGCAUAAAGAAAUUGAAGUGUACGUCGAUAAUGUGAUCAUUAAGUCCAAAACUCAAGCUGACCAUGUGCGUGAUCUGAGAAAGUUCUUUGAAAGAUUGUGGAAGUACAACCUCAAGCUCAAUCCAGCCAAGUGUGCAUUUGGAGUUCCAUCUGGGAAACUUCUAGGGUUUAUAGUUAGUCGGCGAGGAAUUGAAUUAGACCCCUCCAAGAUAAAGGCCAUUCGGGAAUUACUGCCCCCGAAGAACAGAACUGAAGUCAUGAGUCUUCUUGGUAGGUUGAACUACAUCAGUAGGUUCAUCGCUCAGCUCACCACUACAUGUGAGCCCAUAUUCAAGCUGUUGAAGAAGGAUGCCGCUGUCAAGUGGACAGACGAGCGUCAAGAGGCUUUUGAUAAAAUUAAGGAAUAUUUAUCUAACCCUCCAGUGCUUGUCCCGCCAGAACCGGGUAGGCCUUUGUUUUUGUAUCUAUCAGUGAUGGAUAAUUCCUUUGGUUGCGUUCUAGGACAAUAUGAUGCCACAGGAAAGAAGGAACAAGCGAUCUAUUAUUUGAGCAAGAAGUUCACAAGCUAUGAGGUAAAAUACACAUUUUUAGAAAAAACGUGUUGUGCUUUGACUUGGGUCGCCCAGAAACUGAAGCACUAUCUUUCAUCCUAUACGACUCACCUUAUAUCUCGAAUGGAUCCUUUGAAGUAUAUCUUUCAGAAACCUAUGCCGAGUGGAAGGUUAGCAAAGUGGCAGAUUUUACUUACGGAGUUUGACAUUAUCUAUGUCACCCGCACCGCUAUAAAUGCACAAGCAUUGGCCGAUCAUUUGGCAGAAAACCCAGUUAACGAUGAGUAUGAGCCUUUGAAUACCUACUUUCCUGACGAAGAGAUUAAUUCAGUUGAGGAAGAAGUUCGCGAUGACAGUCACGUCUAG